CCGGACUAAUGCUCGACAUGCAGACGUAGGUACCUGGACCAAGUCUAGAGAGAACCUUGACAGGGGAAUGUGACUAGAGCACCGAGACCUAGAGAAGGAAGACUUAGGAUAAGACGUGCGCAGUUACAUUAACGUAACGCUCUUAAGCCUGUAGACUGACGGGCUUAGCCUAGUUACAUUGUUUCGUUAUCAGAUUAAAAAGUUGGAUUAAAGUCCGCGGCGUCUGAAAACCCUCCUCUCUGAGCGCUGGAACCACUCUGAGAGGUGUCACGUGAUCAUCACAGCAUUCCGACACAUUCAGCGACGCCCCUGAGGUGGCUAAGAGACCCUCCUCCCUGUCCUCAGCCACAUCAACCGGCUCCGUCCACGCCGCGUCAUCGUCACGUGAACAGCUCGCGGAGACGGCCGAGAGACGCCCGCGAUUGGCGGAGAUCGACGAGUACAUUGAGCCCGAGCUUGAGGUUGUCGUCAGGGAUCCGGCCAUGUCGGCGCCUGCUAAGGUCAAGAAACCCGCCACCAGCAUGGAAGACAUUUCCAGUCUCCGCCUCUGGAAGGGGAUCGUGGCGGAGUUCCUCGGGACGCUCCUGCUGACCAUGGUGGGGUGCGGCUCGUGCAUCAACCUGCAGGGGGAGAAGAACACGACCUCCCCCGUGGUGCAGAUCGCCCUGUGUUUCGGCCUGAGCGUGGCGACCAUUGUCUGGGCCAUCGCCCACGUGUCGGGAGGUCACAUCAACCCAGCGGUCACCGUGGCCAUGCUGGCCACUAGAAAGAUCAGCCUGGCCAAAGCUGUUUUUUUCAUCCUCUUCCAGCUGAUUGGAGCAGUAGUGGGAGCCGGAAUCCUGAUGGGCGUCACACCGGAAGCUCACCACGGCAAUCUCGGGAUGACCUUGGUCAGCAACAAAAUUACAGUGGGUCAAGCCAUUGGCGUGGAGCUGUUUGUGACCUUUGUCCUGGUCUUCACCGUCUUCGCCUCGUGUGACAGCAAGAGAAAGGACCUCAACGGAUCGGCGCCACUGACCAUUGGUCUUUCGGUCACCAUGUGCCACCUCUGGGCGAUUGACUACACUGGGUCAAGCAUGAACACUGCUCGCAGUUUUGGACCCGCCCUCGUUAUGGGAACGUGGGAAAACCAUUGGGUAUACUGGGUAGGCCCCAUCUUUGGAGGCGUCCUCGCAGCUGUCGUUUAUGAGUACUUCCCUAAUUUGUUUAAUAGAUGUGUACUGGGUUGGACCAAUUUUAGGCGGGGUCGUGGCCGGAGUUCUCUACGAACAUCUCUUUGCAAUCAACGCCAGCCUGAUGAAGGCCAAAGCAUGUUUGCUCUCCAGUGAUUACGAUGAUGACAAGUACAAGGCUCAACGGAUUAAGGUGAGGAUUAUUGAGGAUCCUGAUGAAGAGCAGGAGGAAGGCGAGGUUCUCCAGGAGAAGGAAAAGAAGUUUGGCUCCACCUCAUCUACCUCUAGAAUCUAAGUACAGGCCAAGAUCAGCAUUUCCAAACCCUUGCCAUGUGUAUAGCAAUAUAAGCAGAGAACAUAUGUGCCUCAUUAGUCAAAUUGGUAAACAUUUAAUUAAUUAGUGUAGUAGUAAAUGGAUAAUUAAUUUAAUUUUGCUAUUUUCCUAACAAAAUAUUUAUAACAAUAUUAUUUAUGUUUUGAAUUAGGUUUUAUUUAAGUAUUUUUAAAUAUAGCUCUUUUUGCUAGUAUUUCACAUCAAAGAAUACCAAAGCACUUGCUUAAAAAAGCAAGGUAUUACUGUUUUAUUUAUUAGCUUAGAAGAUGAGCAAUAAAGAAUGACAACAUCAUCCAAUAAAUUAUUUCAUGUGAUUGAUCUACUACCAAAGCUUUUUUACAUCUAAAUUUCAUCUUUAAUAAUGCAUGCAUGUAUUGUGUUUCAAACAAUUUUAAAACUUGGCAUUUAGCUUUAAUUAUGAAUUGUCUUUAGACAAUGGCUUAUAUGUCAUUUAUGACAAUGAACAUUUUAAAAAAUGUACUUUGAUAAAUAAUGUUUUCAAAUGUUCAGUAUUAUGUGGAAGUACUAGUGCUAGUAGCUAGUCAUCAUCUGUUUCUCACUGUCCAUGGAUGGGAUGAAAUGUUUUUGUGGUACACACAAAUUAGCCAUUGUAAACAUUCAGGGGAGGUGACUUGUAACAUGGCCAUCACAUCACAAAAUCCUGGACACUUAUUUCCAUAUGGAAGAUUUUUCACGUUUAUCAUUACUUUGUUCUGCACCCUGUUGUUUUAGUGUUGAUUCAGUAUACAGUACAAUUGAUAGUCUCAACUGUUACAAUUGUCCGAGUAAAUGUAACAUGGAUUAUAUAUUAUUAGAGCUCUUUUAAAGAGUGUUGAGUUUUUUUUGUUGUGAUAUGAAAUCAGGAGAGACAACUGGGAAAUAAAAUUAUUCUUGUUAAUUUAUGAAUUAUCUUUCUUACAUUUAAACCCACACUUUGCCUUUCUUUUAAAGUUUUAAUUCAUUGUACCAAAUUAAAUCUGUUUUUAUACAAUUUUGAAUCUGCUUUAUGUAUGUUUGAUUUAGUACUUUGAUGUUUAAUGUGCAAAAGUAAUUUAGAAGCCUCUAGAACUGAAUUGAAUAUUGUGAGUGCAAAUAUACAUGUCAAUUUUUAACUAAAUUAAAUGUUGACAGAAACAGCAUGAGUAAGAAUUAGUUUUAUAGACAAUUUUAUAUAUACAUAUAUAUCUUAAUAAUAAUAUUUUAAACUUGUGUGAAGUGGGAUUAAUUUUGCUGAUUAAAACUGUAUAAUGAAUGGCAACUAAUCAAUACAAUGUUUUAUAUUAAAAUGUUAUAAAAUAUAGAAAUUUUUAAAACCACACCUGUAUAUAGUGUGUUGGUGAAAUGUAUUACAAACAAUAUCUUAUUAUACAUACAUAUUAUAUUUAUACAUUCAUUCUUUUUUAAAUAAGUACAUACAUGUAUCAUUGUAUCUAACAUUACUUAGAUUUUAUUUAUACCGUAGUCAAUAGGAAAAAGAUAUGCAAGAUGUUCCUGUAUUCAAUUAACUUUUGUAUUGAAACUGAGAAAUGGAAUGGCUGGCAUUGCUUGUUC
Messenger RNA from Physella acuta, 3057 nucleotides. RefSeq names its product aquaporin-4-like. Gene Ontology annotation, cellular component: plasma membrane. Lineage: Eukaryota; Metazoa; Mollusca; Gastropoda; Physidae. Gene Ontology annotation, molecular function: water channel activity. Gene Ontology annotation, biological process: water transport; transmembrane transport. The record is from RefSeq and is a predicted model, not a curated record.